UUGAAUUGGUCCGUUCUUUUGCUUCCGAAACGCCAAUUGCUGCACUAAAGAUCUGCAAAGUUCGAGUGCGCUUUAAAUUUUAAUUCUUGAAGCAUUUUUCGUGCGAAAAAAUAAGACGAGUACCUUACGUUAGGUUAUAAUGGCCGGUGUGUUUACGAAGUUAUUGAGAAACUCACAAUUGCAGAAUAAGUUAACAUGUGGAAGCACACAGAGCAGAAAAUAUGCUUCAAGAGUCGUGGCAAAAAAUCCAGUCGUGGAAAUGGACGGCGACGAGAUGACCCGUAUCAUUUGGGAGAAAAUUAAGGAACGAUUGAUCUUCCCUUACGUCAAAGUGGAAUGUCUGUAUUACGAUUUAGGGUUGCCUCACAGGGAUCAGACGAAUGAUCAAGUGACGAUCGAUGCAGCGCACGCGAUCAAAGAGCACAAUGUAGGAAUAAAAUGUGCGACCAUCACACCCGAUGAGCAAAGGGUCGAGGAAUUCAAUUUAAAAAAAAUGUGGCCGUCUCCCAAUGGAACAAUCAGAAACAUUCUUGGAGGAACUGUAUUUCGCGAACCGAUUCUAUGUAAAAACAUACCUAAGUUGGUUCCAGGCUGGACAUACCCUAUUAUAAUCGGGCGCCACGCUCACGGUGAUCAGUAUAAGGCAACAGACAUUAUUGUUGACAAACCCGGCAAGGUAGAAUUAGUUUACACAUCUAAGGAUGGGAAAGAAAGAAGAUAUGAAGUAUUUGACUAUAAAACAAGUGGUGUAGCGCUCGGUAUGUUCAACACUGACGAUAGUAUAACGGCGUUUGCCCACUCCUCCUUCCAAGUUGCUCUAAGUAGAAAGCUUCCACUAUAUCUAUCCACAAAAAAUACGAUUCUCAAGAGGUAUGAUGGCCGUUUUAAGGACAUGUUUCAAGCUAUUUAUGAAAAGCACUACAAGUCACAAUUUGAAGCAGAAAAAAUAUGGUACGAACAUCGAUUGAUCGAUGACAUGGUAGCCCAGGCGUUGAAAUCUUCGGGAGGUUUUGUUUGGGCUUGCAAGAAUUACGAUGGUGACGUACAAUCCGAUAUUGUCGCACAAGGUUAUGGGUCCCUAGGUAUGAUGACGUCAGUUUUGAUGUGUCCUGACGGUAAGACGUUAGAAUCUGAAGCAGCCCAUGGCACAGUCACCAGGCAUUACAGAAUGCAUCAAAAAGGACACCAAACGUCUACCAAUCCGAUCGCGUCAGUGUUCGCGUGGUCGAGAGGUCUAGAACAUAGAGGGAGAUUAGACGACACACCUGAAUUGAUACGAUUCGCGACAUCUUUGGAACAGGCAUGCAUCGAUUGCGUAGAGUCUGGUAAAUUUACAAAGGACUUGGCCGCCUCGAUUUACGGCGGUAUGGCCAACGUCAAGGAUAAUAUGUUCUUAAACACGCAAGAUUUCUUAGAAGCUAUCGCCAUGCAACUAGAAAGCACUCUAAAAAAGCAAUAAAUUAAAUUUUUAUUGGGAGUAUCUAAAGGAUAAAUCAAUUUGUAAAUUUACGUACAACCAUUUGCUAACGUGAAGGUUAGUAUAAUUAAGUAUUGAUUGUGGUCUAUUUAAAAUAGGCCAUUUUAAUUUUAACUUAAUUUUUUUAUUGAUGUGAAUGUGGACGGUCACUUGAUGUGCAAGUGAAAUUUUAGAUACUGUACAAAAACAAAUAAAGUAUUAUUUUAUACAAAAAAUA
This is a messenger RNA of Photinus pyralis (common eastern firefly), 1694 nucleotides long. Its product is annotated as isocitrate dehydrogenase [NADP], mitochondrial-like. The transcript is spliced from 7 exons. Gene Ontology annotation, cellular component: mitochondrion. The record is from RefSeq and is a predicted model, not a curated record. Lineage: Eukaryota; Metazoa; Arthropoda; Insecta; Coleoptera; Lampyridae. Gene Ontology annotation, biological process: isocitrate metabolic process. Gene Ontology annotation, molecular function: magnesium ion binding; isocitrate dehydrogenase (NADP+) activity; NAD binding. Bases 140 to 1459 code for a protein of 439 amino acids.